UUUUGCUUGAAAGAAAUCGAAGGGAAGAAGCAGAUCCCAUCUUGCUUGCAGGAGAUGGGCUUCCCGGCUAACGGCACCUCCGGCGACAAGCCCCUCAAGUUUUUGAUUUACGGCCGCACCGGCUGGAUUGGGGGUCUCCUCGGCAAACUCUGCCAAGCUCAGGGCAUCGACUUCGAAUACGGCUGCGGUCGCCUUGAGAACCGCUCUUCUUUGGAAGCCGACAUUGCUCACGUGAAGCCGACUCACGUGUUCAACGCUGCCGGAGUCACGGGGCGCCCGAAUGUGGACUGGUGCGAAUCUCACAAGGUCGAGACCAUUAGAACCAACGUGGUGGGCACUUUGACCUUGGCCGAUGUCUGCAGGGAGAGAGGCCUCAUCCUCAUCAACUAUGCCACUGGCUGCAUCUUUGAGUACGACUCCGAUCACCUCAUCGGAUCCGGCAUCGGCUUCAAGGAAGAGGACACUCCCAAUUUCAUCGGAUCCUUCUAUUCCAAGACCAAGGCCAUGGUGGAAGAUCUGCUCAGGAACUAUGAGAAUGUCUGUACCUUGCGCGUCAGAAUGCCUAUCUCAUCAGAUUUAUGUAACCCACGCAAUUUCAUCACAAAGAUCACUCGAUAUGAGAAGGUAGUAAACAUUCCAAAUUCAAUGACUAUAUUGGAUGAACUGCUUCCCAUUUCCUUAGAAAUGGCCAAGAGAAACCUCACUGGCAUCUGGAAUUUCACAAACCCUGGAGUGGUAAGCCACAAUGAAAUCUUGGAGAUGUACAAGGAAUACAUUAACCCCGAGUUUAAGUGGACGAACUUUACUCUUGAGGAGCAGGCUAAGGUAAUAGUUGCACCCAGGAGCAACAAUGAGCUUGACGCCUCUAAAUUGAAGGAAGAAUUCCCGGAACUCAUGUCCAUCAAGGAAUCCCUCAUUAAGUAUGUGUUCCAGCCGAAUCAGAAGGUUAAAGCUUGAAGAACGUAGGUUUUCAUUUUCCCCCCUUCUACUGUUACAUUGAAUUGCUUGUAUGGAUUGGACGCUGUGUUCUUUAAUCUCAGGUGUCCCUCUUGGUUAAUAGUCAUUGCAGGUGCACUUACUCUGUUGGAUUUCUUGUAUUUUUAUUGACUUUUUGGUGAAUAAUUCAGUUGCAGCUUAUUUAUAUGGAAUAGUGCUUUAAUUUUUCA
Molecule: messenger RNA, 1166 nt
Organism: Neltuma alba
Lineage: Eukaryota; Viridiplantae; Streptophyta; Magnoliopsida; Fabales; Fabaceae
Product: bifunctional dTDP-4-dehydrorhamnose 3,5-epimerase/dTDP-4-dehydrorhamnose reductase
Exons: 2
Coding region: 55-957 (300 amino acids)
Biological process (GO): S-adenosylmethionine biosynthetic process
Cellular component (GO): methionine adenosyltransferase complex
Molecular function (GO): methionine adenosyltransferase regulator activity
Source: RefSeq, a predicted model, not a curated record